AUGAGCUCGCUGCUGCAGUCCGUACUCGGCGUCGACCUGAGCGCGGGCUCGGGCUUGUCCACGGAGGCGUUCCGGAAGAAGCUGGACGUGCACAUCGCGAACAUACAGUGCGUGCUCGCCCUCGCGUCUCCGUCCCCGCGAUGGGCGCCUCGAGCGUCGCGUCCUCGCGCCGCGCGUCGGUCAGAUCCCUACCCCCGCUCUCCCCGGUACAGUAACGACCUUCCGCGAACGACUGAACUCACCCGUCGAACGAACGAACGAACGAACGUCCCACCACCCUCGUCGUCGCGUCGUCGCAGAGCCGCGAAAGCGGAAGCGCUCGAGCGCGGCGGGAGCCCGCUCCCGAACCCGGACGGCGUCCCCGCGAGCGCGCGCGAAGGCCUUCGGGCGUGGUUCCGCCCCGGCCGGCUGUGGCUCGGUGAGAUUUGCAUCCCUGGGGAAAACGGCGGCGUCGGCGGCGCCAAAUACGUGUUUCAAGUCAUCGACUGGAACCCGAUCGCGGCGACGUGGACCAUCUCGCACGCCGCGCACGGCGACGAGCAGCUGUGCGCGCUGAAGAUUGGCGAGGAGGAGACGGGCGAGGACGGACGCGCGCGCCUGCCGUUGUCCUUCUCGGACGCGGAGACGCGGUGCGAGGGGCAUCUCCGCGAGGACGGCGCCAUCGAGGGGAGCGUCGGUCAGUCCGAAGCGCCGGGGGAGAAUUUCGAGCACAACAGGACGGCGUCGCACACGUUCUCGCUGCGUCCGGCGACGCCGGACGCGAUCACCGGGAAGUUUACGGCGGCGGUGAGGCAGCGGAUAUCGAGGCUCGCGCGGUGGAAAAUCGCGGACGAGGUUUUGCCGGAGACGUUUCGAGCGUUGGAGACGAUCAAGCAAAACGCGCCGAUGACGUCGACGUGCCGCAGCGCGAUGAAGCGUUUAUACCUCGAGACUGGGCUGCUCGAGACGCCGCCGUUGACGGAGCGGAUGCUCGCGUCGAUUCACGGUCGCCGUUUGAGCCCGAACCCGAACCCGAGCCCGAGCCCGAGCCCGAGCCCGAGCCCGAGCCCGAGCCCGAGGCGAAGCCCGAGGCGGAGAUGGACGAGCCCGAGGCGAGCGCGACCGACAGGGUCGUGA
Messenger RNA from Micromonas pusilla CCMP1545, 1116 nucleotides. RefSeq lists its product as uncharacterized. The record is from RefSeq and is a predicted model, not a curated record. Lineage: Eukaryota; Viridiplantae; Chlorophyta; Mamiellophyceae; Mamiellales; Mamiellaceae.